Amphibalanus amphitrite is the source of this 5123-nucleotide messenger RNA. Its product is annotated as activated Cdc42 kinase-like. The transcript is spliced from 24 exons. NCBI's taxonomy places the organism in Eukaryota, Metazoa, Arthropoda, Thecostraca, Balanomorpha, Balanidae. Gene Ontology annotation, molecular function: protein tyrosine kinase activity; ATP binding; protein binding. Gene Ontology annotation, biological process: protein phosphorylation. Bases 480 to 3980 code for a protein of 1166 amino acids. The record is from RefSeq and is a predicted model, not a curated record.
AAUACGCAAGUGCCUCAACAUUUUUCCAUCAAUUUAUUUUUAUUGAGCGCCCCAAUUAUGAAAAAACAUGGUUCUAAAUAAUUGUGCAAUGUCAAAUGACUGAACAAAACAAAUCUUCAAAAGAGAUACAGCUUUUUGCAAUCAUAUUUGCAAUGCUUACCUCUAGAAUACAGAGACCUAUUUUAAAAAAGUCUUCAACUUGUAUUCUCAAGGCUGCCAAAGUAAUUUUCUGGCUAGCGCUGUUGAUUGUUGAGAAAUGGGAGGAGAAAGAAGGGAGACUGAAAACAUGAGCAAAAUAUUUGGAUUUUAAACUGGAAUUGUGAAAAGAGAUGCACUUUGUUGAUGUGAGGAGCUUGGCCAUGAAGCUGGCAGCCCUCACUGAUUGGCAUCACUGCUGAUUGAGAGCUGAGUGUGUCACAGCUACUCUGCUUCCUUUGGAUCUGGGAGCUGCCCACUGAACCCACUAGAAUCUUGGCACCAUGUCGUUCCGUGGCCCGGGCCUGUACGAGUUCCUCACUGAAGCUGAGCUCCAGCAGUACUACAACCACUUCAAGAAUGAUCUGAAGGUGCAGAACGUCCCACAAAUCAAAUGGGUGACAGAUGAGGAUCUUGUCACCAUGGGCCUGUCGAAGCCCGAAAUUCGACGGCUGAAGAAGUUCUUCAGCAAGUACUGCCCUCAAAACUAUCUGUCCAAAAUGAAAAGGAAGCUGCUAGGCCGGCGGGACGACGAGCUGCCAGAGCCGGCGCUCGUGCCCGACGACUCGCCCUCCCGCCAGCGGCACGCCAUCAAAAUGCCCAAACACAUCAUACCGGCCGACGCCAUAGUCGUUAACAAGGAGCUCGGCACCGGGGAGUUCGGCGUGGUGCAGCAGGGCGUUUGGACCAACGAGGAGGGGCACAGGAUCCAGGUGGCCAUCAAGUGUCUGAGCAAGCAGCGGAUGCAGUCCAACCCCACCGAGUUCCUCAAGGAGGCGACCAUCAUGCACAACAUCGAGCACGAGCACAUCGUGCGCCUGUACGGUGUGGUGCUCGACACCAACGCCCUGAUGCUGGUGACUGAGCUGGCUCCUCUACGCUCGCUGCUCGAGUGUCUGAAGGAGCCGAACCUGCGGGCCAGCUUCCCGGUGUUGACGCUCUGCGGGUUCGCCAUCCAGAUCUGUGACGGCAUGCAGUACCUAGAGUCGAAACGGCUUAUUCACAGAGAUCUGGCGGCGCGAAAUAUCCUCGUUUUCUCAAAGAACACUAUCAAAAUUUCCGACUUCGGCCUGUCACGGAUGCUGGGAGUCGGAAAGGAUUAUUAUCAAACCAAUUUCAACGUCAACCUGAAGCUACCCAUCGCCUGGUGUGCGCCAGAGUGCAUCAACUACCUGCGCUUCACGUCGUCCAGCGACGUCUGGGCCUACGGCGUGACGCUGUGGGAGAUGUUCAGCUACGGCUUCCAGCCGUGGGCGGCGCUCACCGGACAGCAGAUCCUCGAGGCCAUCGACGAGCCCAACUUCCAGCGCCUGGAGCAGCCGGAUACCUGUCCCAAGGACUGCUACAACCUGAUGCUCAAGUGUUGGCAGCACGACCCCAACAAGCGGCCCAACUUCCACGAGCUGGCGCAGCUGCUACCGGAGUGUAAGCCGGAACAGGUGCAGGCGGUACAGUCGGCCGGCAGUGAGCCCACAUCACCCACCAAACGCGACCGGCUCCAGUACGAGGUCGGAGACGUCGUCACCGUGCUGGACAAACGCCCGGUGGCCGACCACCCCAACUUGUGGAAGGGAGUCACGGCGUCCGGUAAAACGGGCCUGUUCAACCCGUCCCACUUCGUGGCAUACCUGGGCAGCAACCUGCCCUCCAGCACCAGCAGCCAGGCCAGCCAGCCGUUCAGCCGUGGAGAAGCCAAGGCGGCCUACUCGUCCAAACGUCGUCUGAAGCCGGAGAUGAUCUCAGCGCCACAGGACGACCUCAAACACACGGGCCAUGUCGGCAUGGACGGCACACACUUCGGCGACGUCAGCUUCCUCGGAGACAAGUAUCAGCAGCUGCCUCGUCAGGUGGUCAGCCCGUACAAGCCCCAGGACGACCUGCGCGCCUCCCUGCUGACCCGCGCUGGCUCAGACGUGUCCGACCGUGCCCCGCUGCUGGCGGCGAGCUCCUCCGACCCGGCAGUGCGCGGCGCAGGACCGGCCGAGGAGCUGGCAGCGGACGGAGUGUGGGAGCCCGCGGCGGGGACGGCGGGGGCGGCGGCGGAGCGACCGGCCGGCCGCGGGGACACCUACCGUCGCACGGCCGGCGCCAAAGGACAGCACGAGUACCACGAGAUCAGUGAUGAGGAGGAGGGCGGAGCAGCGGCGGCGGUCGCGGCAGCGGCGGCCACAGGAGCGGCCAGCCCGCCACCCUUCCAGAGCGAUCCCCUCUCAGGACUGCCGUUUGACCUGGGCCCCAGCCUGAUGGACGAAGUGAUGUCGAUUCUGGGCGGACCGGCGACGGCGGCGCCCCAGCCGCGGCCCCGGGAUCGCGUCAUGUCUGAGGAAUCCACCUCCGGCGGCGAGGCGAGCAACGUGCGCAACGAACUGCGCGAGCAGAGUGCACGCAUGCUGCGCGAACACGGUCAGAAGAAACGCAAGGAGAGCAAGGUCCGGGACAUCUCCGAGUCCGACCGGCGCACCCUGGAGCAGGCCAUCGCCAUGGCCAACGACCUGGCGGCCCGCUCGAUGGCCGAGCUCGACUCUGACUCGCUCGACUCACCACACACACCCAGCAGUCCGACCAAGAAGAAGUUCUCCUUCAAGCUGAAGCCGAGUCCGCCGAUGUCGCGCCGUAACUUCAGCACAGAGGCGGCGAGCAUCCCUGAUAUACAGACGUCUCUGAAGCACGAGGAGAGGGAGGCGUACAACUCGCUGGUGCAGAAACCGCCGACUGCCGCCGCCGCCGCCGCCGCCGUACCCGCUACUUCCGCCGCCGCCGCCGCCGCCGCCGCCUCCACUGAAGAUACUGCAAUGGAAACGUCCGAUAAUCCACUUAGAAUGUUACGAGCCGGCAUCACGGUUCGACCUAAGGUCCGUGGUAACAAGCACAGCGGCCUGCCGACCGGGACGGCCACCAUUGAACGGAGUCAGGGAGUGAGCCGCAGCCGCGCCGCCACCCUGGCCGCCAAGGGUGGUGCGGAGCCGGGUGGCGGCGCGCCGUCCGACUCGGCCUCGCUGCAGACCUGGCACCGCACCAUGUCCAUCGACCGAGACCUGGCUGUGGGCUCGGCGCCCGCUGCCGACCCGUCCAACCCGCUGCCGCUGCCGCCGCGAGACCGCACCAAGAGUCUACAGGAGUCGGCCAGCAAGCCUCGCCACCAGCGCAAGCACCCCCUGCUGCUGCCGGGCGCAGGCGGACCGGCCGGCCGGGCUGCCGACAGCCUCUCACCAGAGGAUGUACCGGACGGCGGCCGGCUGCCCCGCGGAGCGCCGCCAGCCAAACCGCCCCGGCUCAAUCUGAACGACUCGUUCGAGUCGCAGCUGGCGCAGGAGAUGGAGGCGCUCGACCACAUCCCCGAGGAGUGUGUGGGCUCGGCCGGCUCCGGCUCCGGCUCCGGCUCCGGCUCCGGCUCCGGGUCGGUCUGUCCGCCCGGAGCCGACCUGCUCUACACGUGGCGCGACCACGUCAGCUGUGAGGACCUGCUCGAGUUCGCUGCGGACCGGCCGAACGCGCGCCGCACGCGCGGACCCGCCCACGGUGCGCAGAGCGACGAGGUCCGGAUCAUGCUGAAGGUGCUGGGUACGGGCGCCACCUCAGAGGCCUGCCUGCUGGCGCUCAACGAGACCAGCUGGGACGUGCACCGCGCCAUCAAACUGUGCCAGGUCACACGGGCUCUCGGCAGAGAGGUGGCGUGUGACGAGGUGAGCCGCGCGCUGCGCCAGGUCGAGUGGAACGUCAGCAGGGCGGUCAGCAGUCUGAUGGUGCGCCACGGCUCCGCGUCUGGACAGGCCACCGUCGUAUGACGGGCCGCUCCUCCCGGCGCCGGGCGCACCAUCGGAGUACCGUGUCCACUAAAUUCAGGCUGAUAUGAGACGUCCUUCGUGGACAGGCAGAUCUCUAUGGAAUCUGUUCGGAUUAGAUACCGACACUGGCCAGGUUUUCGGGCCUCUGCUCGGUGUGGCAGUGAUAUACGGGGCCGCUGGCGAGAUCAGCUGCUCUAUGAUGUACCUACCUGUGUGUUUUGGCGGCCGGCGGCGGUCGGAACUGUGCGUGUGUGACGGCGGUGCGUGUGCGAAGUAUUAUCGGCGGUUUCUCACAAGCGAAUGUGGGUUUUAUUCUGCCUCUAUGCCUCGAACGGGACCAGUGCGGGUCCAACCCCUGUGCGCCUCCAAAUGCCAGCUUCCACCUCCUCGGGGUGGGGUAUUGGCUCCGCUCCCCCGCCCCGCUGGGCAGGAGAGGGGAGCGCCGCCCCCACUCCGCGGAGGGCGACCUCAACCCCACCCCUCCCCAGCAUCACGACGUAGGUGCUCGUCUUCCCUCCCCCCCCCCCCCCCGCCGACCGAAAUAGCGGCGCCCCCGGGCUGUUUUAUAUUCGUGCGUGGUGUGCGCGUGACCCUGCGGGUAGAUCGGUGCGCGAUCCGCCACUGAGUUAAUGAGAACGUGCCACAGUUGCAGCUUUACUGACAAAUACUGGGCGGCUGGCGCGGCGGCCGGCCGCCCAAAUUAUAACGAGGAGUUGUGAAUCUCUGCGCGCGACCCAGUUUGUACUUUUGUACGUUUUUUAGUCUCAAUCGCGUGUGCCUGCGCAAAAUCGCGCCGCCUGUGGCACGGGUGUGGGCUUGGACCGUGGUCCGUCGGACGAUGGUCCCGGUCUCACAGGACAGGACCGUGGUCUGUCGGCCGACGGUCCCGGUCUCAGGACCGUGGUCUGUCGGACGAUGGUCCCGGUCUCAGGACCGUGGUCUCGGUCUCUCAGGACCGUUGUCCAUCGUGCGGUGGUCCCGGUCUCUGGGGACCGUGGUCCCGGUCUCUGGGGACCGUGGUCCCGGUCUCUGGGGACCGUGGUCCCUGUCUCGCCGACACCCGGCCGCUGGCGGUGCCCGGUACAGUAGCGGCCGAUAUGUUCGACCCGAUGUAGCGGACUGCAAUAUACCUGCAGCGUACAA